This is a messenger RNA of Papilio machaon (common yellow swallowtail), 1391 nucleotides long. RefSeq names its product zinc finger protein 675. Gene Ontology annotation, molecular function: RNA polymerase II cis-regulatory region sequence-specific DNA binding; DNA-binding transcription repressor activity, RNA polymerase II-specific. The transcript is spliced from 5 exons. The record is from RefSeq and is a predicted model, not a curated record. Gene Ontology annotation, biological process: negative regulation of transcription by RNA polymerase II; neuron differentiation; regulation of cell cycle process. Gene Ontology annotation, cellular component: nucleus; transcription repressor complex. The coding region runs from base 1 to 1284 and encodes 427 amino acids. Lineage: Eukaryota; Metazoa; Arthropoda; Insecta; Lepidoptera; Papilionidae.
AUGAGGUCGAAAGAUUUAAAUAUGGAAGCGGCACUACCACAUUUUCAUCGGUUAUCGACGUCCCGUUUCUAUCAUCAAUAUGCCGCACCCCCCGUCCGGAUCUCCAGCAACUAUCUUCAUGAACUCUUGCCGCAGCAACAUCCCAGUAUUCUUCAACAAUAUUUAGCAUAUUACAAUGAACCAUUGGUGCCGCUUGAUCUAUCGCUAAAAUCAACUUCUCCUAUAACCCCACCUUGCACUCCCCCGCCCUCACAGAAGCGAAAAUCUCCAGAUGAACUAAACAAUACACAAUCUCCGAAAAUAUUUAGACACUUUGAAGAAAGUAACUCAAAAGAAGCAAUUGAUAAGAUCCAAAAACGCAAAUGUGAUGAUGAUAAUUCUAAUGACAGCGAUAGUCCUGAGGCAAAGAAACUUAAAUUCACCAAACAAUUUUUCGACGAAUUACGCACAUGUCUACCAGCAGAACAAGCUUCACCAAAAAGCGGAAGGAGUUCGCCGGACAUUGUUGAAAUAAGGGACGUCGAAGAGCGUCCAAAGAAGUCUCCGAAACCUCCGCAACCGAUGAAAAAGAGUAAAGCAGUCAGAAGAUUAAUGUUUGAUGAAGACAAAACGUCUCCCGUGUCUGGAACGAUCAUACGGGACUUGGCUGAAGAUGAAACGUUAGUUGUUCGAAAGGGCGACAUAGAUCCAGCGUUCAACGUAGUCGAAGUGACAGACGAGGCGAAGGCCCUCAUAGCAAGCAUAGAGAACCGCCUUGGCCGUUACAUCUGCCGUCUCUGCCGGCGACUAUACGGGGAUGCGUUUGCUCUAGCACAGCACAGGUGUUCCAGAAUCGUGCAUAUUGAAUAUCGCUGUCCCGAAUGUGAUAAGGUAUUCAAUUGCCCAGCAAACCUGGCAUCCCACCGUCGUUGGCAUAAGCCGCGCGUGGCUGGCGCCAGCAAGCGACGAGAGCCAGCCACUGACGGCCGUUUCCCCUGCCACCGCUGCGGUAAGAUGUUCCGAAGACAGGCGUAUCUUCGUAAACAUCUGCUGGCUCACGAACAACCCGAUGAAGUGGAAAAAGAACCUUCUGCAUUUCGACAGGUCCAUGUAGAUUAUCCGACUUAUCCACCGGAAUGCCGUGACAACAACUAUAAUACGUUCUGGAACAAGAUCCCGGUGCCGCAGCAGGAGGUGUCCUGGGAUGACGUGCAGGCAAGGUGCGCGUCUCCAUGCUCCUCGGAAGAUUCCAGAAGUCUUGACGUCACGGGCUCGGAAGACGAGGGCGGGGGAGAGGACGGCUGACGACGCGUGUUGCGGCCCGUGCCGCGCUUCCCCUACCCGGUGCACAGCACUCUCUACCCCUACCCACAUCCCUACGGACACGACCGUAUGUACUUCUCUUAGAUCUU